Molecule: messenger RNA, 1415 nt
Organism: Achroia grisella
Lineage: Eukaryota; Metazoa; Arthropoda; Insecta; Lepidoptera; Pyralidae
Product: synaptosomal-associated protein 25
Exons: 8
Coding region: 336-974 (212 amino acids)
Biological process (GO): exocytosis; synaptic vesicle priming; synaptic vesicle fusion to presynaptic active zone membrane
Cellular component (GO): SNARE complex; plasma membrane
Molecular function (GO): SNAP receptor activity; syntaxin binding
Source: RefSeq, a predicted model, not a curated record
GUAUUAAUUUUCACAUAAUUAUAUUUUUCAUGAAUUGCUGACAUCAUUAAUAUUAGGUAAAAUAACAAUUAUCCACUAUAUCAACAUAAAAAUAUAAAAAAAUUAUUGCGCAUGACACUAAAAUGAAGGUCAAUGCGCAUAGUCAAAACAUUGCGCAUUUCGGGCCCCGAUAGUAACCUGCCCAGAGUUGAUCGACCAGCGACAGUACUGUCAGUGCCACCCAUUUCUUAAGUUUCUCACAAAUUGUGCUACAAUUUAGUGCCUGGUUGGUGUGCAAAGCGAUUCCGAUCGCUCAUUGUUUUAUUUAGGUGCUAUAGAAAAUAACAAAUAACAGGAUGCCUUCAGCAGCGCCACCCGCCGAAAAUGGCGCGCCGCGCAGCGAGCUCGAGCAACUACAGAUGCGCGCAGGACAAGUCACUGAUGAGUCGUUGGAGUCUACGCGGCGCAUGAUGCAGCUAUGUGAGGAGAGCAAGGAGGCCGGCAUUCGUACUCUGGUCGCUCUAGACGACCAGGGAGAACAAUUGGACAGAAUCGAGGAGGGUAUGGACCAGAUCAAUGCCGAUAUGCGUGAAGCGGAGAAGAAUCUUUCCGGGAUGGAGAAAUGCUGCGGCAUCUGUGUUCUACCAUGCAACAAGGGCGCAUCGUUCAAGGAAGACGACGGCACGUGGAAGGGCAACGAUGACGGCAAAGUGGUGAACAACCAGCCGCAGCGGGUGAUGGACGAGCGCAACGGCAUAGGACCACAAGCUGGAUACAUAGGCAGAAUAACAAAUGACGCUCGCGAGGAUGAGAUGGAAGAGAACAUGGGUCAAGUGAACACGAUGAUCGGCAACUUGCGCAACAUGGCGCUUGACAUGGGCUCCGAACUUGAGAACCAGAACCGGCAGAUCGACCGCAUCAACCGCAAGGGUGAAAGCAAUGAGACACGUAUAGCGGUCGCAAACCAACGGGCCAACAAACUCCUCAAAUCCUAAGCGCAGACAUAAUCGGGCGAUAUUAAGUAUAUUAGCUAAGUAUAAUUUUACUUCUGCCUUCUUUUGCCAAUGUAAUCAAUUGCUUGUGAUCGCCUGCGGGGUGGAAGGCAGUGCGAGGAAAGGGGCCAUAUGUCGAUGUCGAGUACUAAAAGCUCAAGAGAUUAAUAUUUUUAAUAGAUAUCUCAAGUGUACAUGUACUUUACAUGCCAUUGUGUAUACAUAUCUGUUCUCUAGUUGUAUAUACAUAUAUAUUUCGCUGGCAGAACACUAGAGAAAGGUGAAAUGAAAACGAAAUUACUAAUAGAUCUAGGAUAUAAUGAAAAGAAUGAGAAUGAAAUCAAGUCUCUCAGUAAUUCCAUUGCCAACAAUGUGGUCACUAGUGAUCUGUAGCACCUAUUAACCUAAUAACUUUUUUGUAUAUAAAUAUCUCUAAAAUCACUU